Molecule: messenger RNA, 1772 nt
Organism: Megalops cyprinoides (Indo-Pacific tarpon)
Lineage: Eukaryota; Metazoa; Chordata; Actinopteri; Elopiformes; Megalopidae
Product: UDP-glucuronosyltransferase 2C1-like
Exons: 1
Coding region: 177-1772 (531 amino acids)
Molecular function (GO): UDP-glycosyltransferase activity
Source: RefSeq, a predicted model, not a curated record
AUACCAGAAUGUCUGAUUUAACUGUUCAGACCUGAACCACGUGGGAGAGCGAGACUAUAAAACAUUUCCUGCCUGAAAAGCUGAGCCACACAAAAAGGAGCGGCAACCAAACAGGACGGAGAGGACCGAGCUGGGCUGUUUGGAGUAACUGCUGAACCCUCUAGUCAUUAUCAGCAAUGGUAAAACCUGAUAUUUUGCUGCCAAUUUGCCAUUUUUUGGUGUUAUUUACACUUUUUGGAGUUGUGGAUGCAGGCAAAGUGCUGGCAGUGCCUGUAGGCGGGAGUCAUUGGUCCACCAUGAAGUUUUUGAUCAAGGACCUCACGAAGAAAGGUCAUGAAGUUACUGUGAUCAGACUCUCCCAUGAUCUGAAUGUUGACAGCACGUCUCCUGAUUUCAAAGUUAUAACAAUCCAGCUGUCAGACAACCAAGCCAGGUCCAUGGAGGAGAAGAUAGAAACUGUUCUGUCAUGGAUCUUUUACAACACCUUCAUGAAGGAGACCAGCUCCAGCACAGCAUUCUGGGAAUUUCUGAUGUCUGUAAGGAGACUGACUCAGGAUAACAAACUUGCCAUUGAGACCAUUUUUGAUAACACCAGUUUAGUGAGACAGCUUCAAGAGACCCAUUUUGACAUUGCUCUGGCUGAUCCUUUCUUUCCAGGGAGCCUGAUGUUAGCGCGCUAUCUUAACUUGCCCAUUGUUCUUUUUGGCAAGUGGAUGCCCACUGAAGACAUUCACUUCCACAUUGCCCCAUCUCCACUUUCAUAUGUCCCUGUGCUGAACUCCAGACUCACAGACAGAAUGACAUUUUUGCAACGCCUAAAGAACGUAUUGAUGUACAGCUUUGGACGUCUACUGAACCAUAUUUUCAUUUAUUCUACCUAUAAUGAGCUCUGCAAGCGGUACCUGAAGUCAGCUGACAGCAUCUACACUCUUUACAAGCAAGCUGACAUUUAUCUCAUGAAGUCUGACUUUGCUUUGGAGUUUGUAAGACCGUGCAUGCCCAAUACCAUUUAUAUAGGGGGAUUCCACAUCCAGCCAGCAAAUCCUCUUCCUCCUGAGCUCCAGGAGUUCAUGGAUGAGGCUGAAAGCGGCGUGGUCAUCUUCUCAUUGGGAUCAAUAUUUAGCACCCUACCUGGAAACAUUGCCACAGAGAUAGCAGCCGGACUCGCACAACUCCCGCAGAGAGUGGUAUGGCGCUACACAGGCCCGCCCAUCCCAGGCUUGGGAAACAACACAAAGCUAGUGAGCUGGCUUCCCCAGAAUGACCUCCUGGGCCACCCCAACACCAAGGCCUUCAUCGCACACGGUGGCGAAAAUGGAAUCUAUGAGGCCAUCUACCACGGGGUCCCCGUUGUGGGUUUCCCGCUUUUCGGAGACAACUAUGACAACCUCCUGCGGCUGCGAGUCAAGGGCGCAGCGAUUCUCUUGGAGAACCUGAACCGGUUGAACAGGCGAGACAUUUGGGCUGCGGUGCAAAAUGUGACAGAGGACCCAUCCUACAGGAUUAGCAUGAGGAAGCUGUCUCAGCUGCACAGAGACACGCCCAUCCCUGGAAGAAAGCUGGCCGUCUUCUGGACUGAGUAUGUCAUGCGAAACAAGGGGGCUCACCACCUCCGUGUUGCAGGAAAUGACCUACCUUUCUACCAGUACCACCUUUUGGAUGUGCUUGCCUUCAUUUUAAUGUGUUUAGUCUUACUCUCUUAUUCAGCUUGGUCUGUGCUCAGAAUUCUGUGGAGGACGUUACAUGGCAGAAUUAAGGUUAAAAAACUCUGA